This is a messenger RNA of Dunckerocampus dactyliophorus (ringed pipefish), 3180 nucleotides long. Its product is annotated as ras-related protein Rab-8A-like. Bases 30 to 650 code for a protein of 206 amino acids. Gene Ontology annotation, molecular function: GTP binding; GTPase activity. The record is from RefSeq and is a predicted model, not a curated record. NCBI's taxonomy places the organism in Eukaryota, Metazoa, Chordata, Actinopteri, Syngnathiformes, Syngnathidae. The transcript is spliced from 8 exons. Gene Ontology annotation, biological process: protein localization to plasma membrane; regulation of exocytosis; Golgi vesicle fusion to target membrane. Gene Ontology annotation, cellular component: trans-Golgi network transport vesicle; endosome; dendritic spine.
GUGUCACUUCCGGUGUCAUAUCAACAACUAUGGCGAAGACGUACGACUAUUUGUUUAAACUGCUGUUAAUCGGGGACUCUGGGGUGGGAAAGACGUGUGUCCUCUUUAGGUUUUCGGAGGACGCCUUCAAUUCAACGUUCAUAUCUACCAUAGGCAUAGAUUUCAAGAUCAGGACAAUAGAGCUGGAUAGCAAGAAGAUCAAGUUGCAGAUAUGGGAUACAGCCGGCCAGGAGCGCUUCCGAACAAUCACAACAGCCUACUACAGAGGAGCAAUGGGAAUUAUGCUUGUUUACGAUAUCACCAACGAAAAGUCCUUUGAGAAUAUCAAGAACUGGAUAAGGAACAUAGAGGAGCAUGCAUCGUCUGAUGUGGAGAGGAUGGUUCUUGGCAAUAAAUGUGACAUCAAUGACAAGCGACAGGUGUCUAAAGAGCGAGGCGAGAAGCUUGCUUUGGAGUACGGAAUCAAGUUCAUGGAGACGAGCGCCAAGGCCAACAUCAACGUGGAGACUGCCUUUUUGACACUUGCAAGGGACAUCAAAUCCAAAAUGGACACAAAAAUGGAGGGGAACACGCCGCAGGGGAGCAGUCAAGGAGUGAAGAUUUUAGAGCCCCGCAAAAAGUCCAGCUUCUUUCACUGUAGCCUCCUUUGAGGACGCUUUUCAAGGCCUUAUUAGAACCCGCUCUGCCCAGACUCGUGCUUACUUUCCUCUCAUUUUCUUCUUCUCGCUCCUCACCCUCGUGGACUUCCUCCCUCCCAGAGGACGCUAUCUCUUCUUCUCCUCCUCCUCUGAGAGCUUCCAGUGGUGCAUCUCUUUCAGUGGUCAGAGAUUCUUUGUGGAUCAGAACACAGAUGGUCCAUGUCGCACAAAGGCAGGCUAGUACUGAUGUUUGUUUUCUUGUUUGUCUACUCAUGCAUCACACAGGUGCUAGCACAACUUUUGGAGGGUCGCUUCCUGACGACUUUGAGAGGGGAAUCAUACAAAUGUGAUAUUUAGAAUUAUUUUUUGGAGCGCUUCCCCAGCCACCCCCCUUUUUUUAUAUAUAAAUAUGUUUUUGCCAGAAACCGAUAAGCUUGAACAUCCGGGAUACAUAUCCAUUCCUUUCAUUUCACAUGCAAGUAUAACGCAGGGGUUUCUCUCUGGCCUGUGUUCGACAAUCAUUUGCCUUCCUCAAUCAGCAACAUGAAUUGAACUUACGAAGAACAAAUGAAAGGCUCACAGUUGGGUUGAGUCAGGCUUGUUUUUUUGGGGGGGGGGCAUCGGUGUCAAGCUAAAUGACAUUUCUGGCAACUCUUCUCCACCCUCAAUUCUCCUUGCACUUUACACAGUAGCUCUUGUUUUGUGCAUAGUCCAUACCAACUUGCAAUACAUUUCCAUGGCGUCACAUUGGGAACCAUUCCAUUUUUGUUUAUCUCUUGUUUAACUGCUGGUGACGCCAGUAUUUGACUGACAACUCACCCUUUGCAUUUAUGCCUCAUCACUUGUAUUGUCUAUUUAUAAGAAGCUCUUUUUUCUAUGGUGUUAUUUGUACAGUAGAAAUUAUUUGGCUUUAUACGCAAAAACAGACUUAAAGGCAUCAGUACUGUUUGUGGAAAAAAAAUAUUACAAUCAGGCUUGAUCAGUAUUUAAGGAAGCUCAUUUGGUGCACGUGUUUCAAUGCAAUCCAACACAGCAGCUUGGCCGAGCUUCCAUUAACAUCAAAGCUGCUGCAUUGGAUCCCUUUCAAAGUGUACCUAAUCAUGCGUCCUCCGCUUGCAGUCUUUUUGUCGUGUCCUCACCUAAAAGUCAAUGUGGACCUUGUGAACCCCGUCCCGUGUCUUUUUGUCAUAAUAGCUCGGUGCGGUCCAGUGAGCUAUGCAUCGUGAAUCUUGGACCUUUUGUGUGUGCUUUUAUUAAUGUUCAUCCUUGAGCCAAAAACAGGACUGUCAUAUCUAUAAAAGAAAAAAACAUUUCAAUGCAAUCUAACGUUUUGUGGUUGGGAUGUUCCAAGUGAUGCACUUCCCUUUCCCUAUCUUUGUAUCACUUUGACUCCCAUUGCUUUGCACACAAUCAUUGUGUUAGCUGUUUCUGGAUGUGUUCACACUUGUCAUGCUUGGUUCGGUUAAAAGAAACUCUGGUGCAUUUGUUGUGAUAGUACAGUUCGUUUGGUCAAGUGUGAAACCUGGUGCUCACCAAACAAGCGGGCCGAGACUGCUUGAGAGAUGGGUCUCGGUUAGGGAUGCACCGAUACACAUUUUUUUCACUUCCAAGCCAAUCUCGAUACGUGAAUCUCUCGAUCCAGAGCUGUGUUUUCUUGAAUAUGCAACAACUCCAAAAGAAUAUCAGCGAAUGUAGACGUCUCCACAGAUGCAGCACCGUGCACAAGCGCUCAGCCUGACGCAUUCAAGGCUUCACAAACAGUCAGACAACACAGAACUCAACAUCGCACAUAACGAGACUGCUGCGGUGCAUGGGUGAAGAGAGCUCCCUUUGCUGAUAUUCUUCUAUCUACGUUUGCUAACAACAUUAAAGCACAGACGUGACUCAGGGAUGGGAAAUCUCCGCAGGUGGUAUCGUAAAUUUCCGAUACGCUGGCAUCGGAACCUGAUAUCGCCCCAUCCCUAGUCUCUGUCCCCUUGCAAGUGACUAAUGGCGCGGUUUGGUUCACUUGAGCUGAAAUAAUGAAAUGUGUGUGUGAGAAAACUGUGCUCUUUAAAAGUAUAUUUUCAAAGUUUUUUGGUGAAAUCUAAGCUGUUAAGUAAAUACAGCAGAGUAAAAUAGCUUACAUUUUCACCUAGCAGACGUGGUUUGGAAUAUUGCAGUUAUGCCAUGAAAGCUUCCCAAUCAAGUCCUUGCUUUUUUUUUUUUUUUUUUUAUGUUUUGAUCCAGACCAGAGUUCCGAACCCUACUAAGUGUGAACGCAGCCGUGUCAUUGCAGUUGUGGAAACACAUGAUUCCAGUGUGUUUACAAACCACUCACCCAACAAGUGUUCGCGUCCAGCAGACUUCAAAAUUAGACCUUUUUUAAAUGUUACAUCCUGUAUUUUUACACUCAUUUCAUACAUUUGUGAAGUACACAUAACAACAUAGUGAAUAUUCUAUAUUGAGAGUUCUACUUAUUAUACUGUACUUUCUAAAGAUGUAUCUGCAAUUUGUAGGGAAGUCUAUACUUUUUUUGAUUAAAUAAAAACCAAGCGAAGUU